Molecule: messenger RNA, 7027 nt
Organism: Protopterus annectens (West African lungfish)
Lineage: Eukaryota; Metazoa; Chordata; Ceratodontiformes; Protopteridae
Gene: LRIG2
Product: leucine rich repeats and immunoglobulin like domains 2
Molecular function (GO): protein binding
Source: RefSeq, a predicted model, not a curated record
AUGUCAAAAAGGUGGGACGUGAUCCUGGUGGAUCCAUGUCUGGAAUUGUACAGGAUCCUUUUAUUGUUUUAGCGGAAAGCGUUAUUAUUAAUGGUAAAAUGAGAAACAUCAUGCUACUCCUAACUAGUGUCUUUCAAAUUCGAUACAAAACGCUAUAUCCUGUUCCUUGUGCGUCUGGUUAAACUUGCUGUUUAUUGCGUUCCUAGUUUGGAAUUUAUUUCUCUUAAGUUUAACACAGUGCUGUUGAUUAUGCACUGUUGUAUGGGAUUACUCCUACUGGAGCUACCACAGAUGAGGUUGUGGUCUGAUAUGGGACAAUGUUUUUCAUACCUGUGUAGUUUAUAACCCGACAUUGUGCAUGGCUAUGAAAAUUCAUGGUUAACUUGGCCUUCUGUCUGUGAUUUUGCAUUGUUGACACUGGAUUUCAAGAUGGCCUCCGGGAGCCUAUUGCCCCCCUUGGUGGAGGUGUUGCAGCCGCUCGUGCUGCUUCUCGUGCUGCUGUCGUCCGGGGGUGUCGCUGCUGUGGGCUCGUGCCCCGCUCUCUGUGCCUGCAGGGAAGGAGUGCUGGACUGCAGCCGGAGGAAGCUUUCGGUCAUCCCUUUUAGUUUGCCAUCCUGGAUCACAGAGCUAGAGUUAAGCCACAACCGGAUAACAUCUACCAAUUAUAGCGCAUUGUCUUCUGAAAGUCAGCUACAGGAUGUGAAGAUUAAUUAUAAUGAACUAACAGCAAUUCCAUCCUUUGGCGAAGCUACAUCAGGCAUUACACAACUUUCCUUAGUACAUAACAAAAUUCCAGAGAUCAACACAGAGCAGCUUCAGUUGUAUACUACUUUGGAAUUCUUAGAUCUAAGCUCCAACCUCAUCUCUGAAGUCGGACUUGAUUCAUUUCCUCAGAUGCAGCUCAGAUAUUUGAACUUGAGUAACAACAGAAUAACUACUCUUGAACCCGGGUGUUUUCAGAAUAUAUCCACUUCACUCUUAGUACUGAAGUUAAACAGAAAUCGAAUCUCCAUGAUCCCUCCAAAGAUAUUCAAACUGCCGCAGUUGCAACUUCUGGAGCUAAAAAGGAACCGGAUAAAAAUUGUGGAUAGCUUAACAUUCCAAGGAAUGGAGUCUUUGAAGUCGCUUAAACUGCAGCGAAAUGGGAUCAGCACACUUAUGGAUGGAGCAUUCUUUGGCUUGAUUAGUAUAGAAGAGCUUGAACUAGAACACAAUAAUUUGACAGAAGUGAACAAAGGCUGGCUGUAUGGUCUACGAACACUACAGAAAUUGCAUGUUAGUCAAAAUGCUAUCAGCAAAAUCAGCGCAGAUGCCUGGGAGUUCUGUCAGAAACUGUAUGACUUAGAUUUGUCAUACAAUCAGUUGACCCGUUUGGAUGAGUCUGCAUUUGUGGGUUUGACUUUGCUUGAACAUCUAAACUUGGGAGACAACAGAGUCAGCCAUAUUGCUGAAGGGAUUUUCAAAGGCCUUUCUAAUCUGCAGGCUUUAAGUCUGAAAAAUAACGAAAUCUCCUGGGCCAUUGAGGAUGCCAGUGAACUGUUUGCUGGACUUGACAAACUAACAAAAUUAGUACUUCAAGGCAACAAGAUAAAGUCAAUUCCAAAGAAAGCAUUCGCUGGUCUUGUGUCAUUGGAACAGCUAUGACUUUCUUAAACCUGUAAUAACUUUGCAUCCCCAAACUACAGUUGCUCUGAAAGGAAUGAAUGUCACUUUCACUUGCAUUGCUGUGAGCAGUAGUGAUACUCCAAUAUCAACAUCAUGGCGAAAAGACAGUGAAGUCCUAUACGAUGCAGAAAUUGAGAAUUUCGCCAGAUACAAGGAACAGAGUGGAGAAGUCUUGGAGUACACAACAGUAUUACAUAUUUUUAAUGUCAAUUUUACUGAUGAAGGAAAGUACCAGUGUGUGGUGACAAAUCACUUUGGCUCAAACUACUCCAGCAAGGCAAAGUUGACCGUUAAUGAGCUUCCCUCAUUCAUGAAGACACCCAUGGAUAUUACUGUCCGUACUGGCUAUAUGGCUCGACUUGAAUGCGCUGCCGAGGGUCACCCUACUCCACAAAUUGCAUGGCAGAAGGAUGGUGGUACUGAUUUUCCUGCAGCGAGAGAGAGGCGAAUGCACGUUAUGCCUGAAGAUGAUGUCUUCUUCAUAGCUGAUGUAAAAAUUGAAGAUAUGGGACUGUACAGCUGCACAGCACAGAACACUGCAGGAAGUGUGUCAGCAAAUGCAUCAUUGACUGUAUUAGAAACACCUUCUUUUAUUAGACCUUUGGAGGACAGAACGGUGGCUAGGGGUGAAACUGCAGUGUUGCAAUGUAUAGCUGGUGGCAGCCCGCCACCAAGACUGAACUGGACCAAAGAUGAUGGACCUUUGACUGUGACUGAAAGACACUUUUUUGCAGCUGCCAACCAACUGUUGAUCAUUGUUGAUGCUAGCACAGAGGAUGCAGGCAGAUAUACUUGCAUAAUGUCUAAUGCACUUGGCACAGAACGGGGACAUAUUUAUUUGAAUGUUGUUCCGUCCCCAAAUUGCGAUUCCUCCCAAAGUGGACUUCCAUAUGAGGAAGACAGCUGGACUACAGUUGGAAUUGUGAUCAUUGUUGUUGUCUGCUGCGUUGUGGGUACCUCACUCAUCUGGGUUAUUGUUAUAUAUCACAUGAGGAGAAAGAAUGAAGACUACAGUAUCACUAAUGCAGAGGACCUAACUUUACCUGUUGACAUUCCCAGUUACUUAUCAUCCCAAGGAACACUGUCUGAUCCACAAGAGGGCUACAGUAAUUCAGAAGCUGGCAGUCAUCAACAGCUUAUGCCACCUUCUGCCAAUGGCUACUUACAUAGAGGAACUGAUGGAAUUUAUUUAGAUACUGGAAGUGAAACAGAUACAGACAUCUUCAACCCUACUCUGACAUCACAUCUGCAUGGUAAAUUGGGGCAGUACUCUGACAGAAGUAGCUUUCAUCCUGAGGAUCCUCAGGAAGGACUGACACAGCUUGGAAACCUAGGUGGUCCAUCACCAAUGGUUAUUUGCUCUGAUUGUUAUGAUAAUGCCAACAUCUAUUCAAGGACUAGAGAGUACUGUCCAUAUACGUACAUUGCAGAAGAGGAUCCAACACGAUCCACUGUUGUGGUUCAGAUUCCUAGAGAUGCAAUCAUUGGACCUGUGCAGCACGAAGAUGCAUCACUGUGUAGUACGGUAGCAGACAAGGACAUGUCUACCUUCCUUGUCAAACAUGAAGGGAUGAACAACCCCAGGCAUAGCACACAAGUUAUCAGUGACACUAAUCCCAGGUUGAUGUGGAGUAUGAACCAAGAAGUGGAACAGGGUACAUGCCCUCAAAUAACUCAGCAGCUUGCACCUGUCAGAGAGAAUCAAGCUGUUGAUUGUGAAAAGGAGCACAAUUCACAUGAAAAAAUAAGUCUUAGCAGGACUCAAAGCAUACAGGAGUGUAAAGGCACUACAUAGAAGUUAACAGAGGACAAGGGAGUUUGGCGCAGAAACAAUCUGUUAUUACACUACCUCAGAAUGACAAAAUAUAAUGGCCAAAAUACGUACAUACAUAUAUGUAUUAUGUAUACAUUUGCAGGCUUUACAUACUAAGACAGAAACCUGGUACUCCAAGAACUGGGACAGCAAGAUGAAUAAAUAUUUGGUACGCUUCCUGUCUGCAGUUUCAUAUUUUGAAUGUACUAGUUCAAAGAGAUACAAGUAGGGUGCAUAUAAAGAAGCUUGAUGAAAAGAAUCCGUAUGUGUAGUAGUUACUGUUCUUUGCAAAUUCUUGUUUGCAUUGACUUGCUAUAUCUUGUACCCUGUGGUGAAGGGUACCCUCCAAAAAGAGCAAGAACUUUAAAUGUUUAUUGCUCCACUGUUGGUGUUCUACAAGUAAUUUCCGAGUGCUGUGAUAAUUUCCUAAAGUUUCUGUCUGCAUUGUCAUGUAGAUGGCCAAAAAAGUUUAACUGCUUGUCAGUUAGAUGUAUUUUUUUUUUCAUUUUGCAGCUUGUUUGUUGGUACCUUGAAAUAGCAUCAUAUUCUUGUAUGAUAAUUGUAUACUCCAUACUGUACUUAAUCAAGUUUACACAUAAAGCCAGAUUUGUUUGCAUAUGUUACUGAAUACUUUAUUUUUGAUUUAACAGAUGAUUUUUUUUCAUAUAAUGGAGGUAUAUAAAUCAGAUGUUUACAGCUACCACAUUGGUCUUUCAGUACACGUUUCCACAGCUGUGCAAUUUUUCUGAUGUUGUUCUUUUGUCACUGAUCUUUUAUAAUCUUUGCCACGAUGAUGAUGCCAGGUUCUGAUUUAGACAGUAAACUGGCUAGUUUCAUCUUUUUUGUCCUCCAUGUAGUACAGUGCAGUGUUGUUUGAAGUUAUUUCCUCCAAAAAUGCAGAAUUAGAGUGAUAAGUUGUGCUGCUUAGCCUGUUCUUCAGCCAGACUCUAAUUAUGUACGUGUUCAGUGACUAAGGGUAGUAAAAGUGACUUACUGUGCUGUAAGCUUACCCCAAUUCCAGAAGAUUUGCCCUUUGGAUAAGUGACGUAACUUGGCAUAAGGUCUGCGUAUAAACAUGCUUACACUGGGGACCAGAUUCCAAAAGAUUUGCGGUCAGUUAAAGUGAUUUUUCUUUGGUGCAACACAUCAGAGUGAGCCACUUGCACCAAAAGCAAGUCUUUUUGAAUCUGGCCUUAAGUUUACCAGACAGGGUAGUGGCUUUGGUGUCAAGGUUUCUGCAUCAGAGUUCCAUUGUCCAAAGUUCAGUGCCUACAUCCAGUUAGCAUCCGAGUCAAAUUUGCAUGUUCUUCUCAUUUCAUGGGCAUUUUUUCUGAUUACUACGGUUUCUUCUUUCUUACUCCAUGACAUACCAUUUGAUUGGCCUCCAUAAACUGUCAUACCCAGCUCUUGUGGCAUCGGUAGUGGUUGAAAAGGGACCAGGAGGGUCUAGUUCACUUACCCAGUUAACUUCUAAAAUAAAAUAAAAUUUUCAAGGUUCGUUAUAGUGUUUAAAAUGAACCAAAGUGGUUACAAGAAGUUAACCAUAUAAUAUAUAUAUAAUACAUAUAUAUUCCUGUCAGAAGUAGUUAGUGAGUGUCCUCAGUCUUGUUCAUCGGCCCAUUUCUUAUCCAUAUGAGGUUCUGUGUUAUUCCUUUGUCUUAUUAAAUACAGUCUUCAUUGUGCUUUUUUUUCAUAGCUUUGCUAAAAUCAGGUUCUGAUUUGAUAACUUAGAACAUCAGUCAUUAAGUCAUAUCUAGAGUGUCUUGAGUCCAUGGCACACCAUUACCUUUAGCACAUAAUCUGUCUCGGACCUUGUCACAAAGUAAGCAUUUUUGCAAGGGGACAAGUUCCCCUGUACCCCCCCCCCCAAUACCCUUUUCUGCUUAUCUGUAUGAAUUUUGUAUCAGUUAUGAGAUUGCAGAAAUACGAAGAAAAAGAAACUGUUGCUGAUUUGUAGAAGCAGCAGUUUCCCUUUCUCUGUGACUGCAUGGUCCCUAAGUCAGCAAACCAGCAGUGAAUAGCACUGCUUAGUGAUCAGGAUUUGCGGUCAGUGGCAGUAAUGUGCAGGAGUGACAUUUGAUAGGUUGCAUCUGAUGAAUUGUAAUUCAGUCAUCAGGCUUGAGAUUCAAUGUCCUGUUCCCCUCUGAGUAGCAUAUGGUUAGAUGGUAUGGUGGGGAGGGCAGAUUAGAAGCUAGGAUAGGACCAAGGAGACAGCUGCCUCAGGGAGUGAUCUGCAAAUGCUGAUCAGUUGGUAGUACAGCACAGGCAUUCAUAAAUGAAUGCUAAUCGCUUCAUUUGUGGUCAGGGCUGAAGAGCUUCAGUGCUUCAUGUGGCAUAUGUAUAUCAUUUUGUUUUUUGUUGUUCCUUGGAUGCGAGAGGACAUUUUUUUUUAAAUAGCUAGCCACAGUACUGAGUGCUAUGGCAGCCAUGGUGACUUUAGUGUUAUUCUAAAUGGAAGCUUCUACAUCUUUCACCAAGAAUGUUGCAAUACAUCAGUGGAGCACUGUUCCUGGUACUUGUACAGCUGUGGAAGUGUGGGCUUUAGUGUGAUGUUUUCUUGUGGGAGGUUCAAACAUUCCUUUCAGUAGUACAGAGUAAAGUUUUAUGAGUGACAAUGAUAUAAAUAGCUGCCCUAUACCAUUUUAAUGUUUUUAUUUCCUUGGAUGCUUUGUUUGAUCUGUACUGCAGCAUGAGAGCUCAUUUUACAGCUGAGCACAUCAGACCAGUAGGGUUUUAUUCUUUCUGUUGUUAAAAAUAAUGUAUAUUGUCAUUAAUACAGACAGUAUUUGUUUCUUUAGAUGUCAGAAUUGGAACACACAACAUAAAACAGUAGAAUUUUUUUUCCAGUUUAAUGGUCAUAACAGAAUGCAUAAUCUUGGAACGUGUCUAAUGUUGCAAUGUGCUUAUAUUAUUUGAAAUUGUAAGAUUUCUACAGUAAAGCAGAAGUUUUGUGCCAGAUGGUCAACAUUAGUUUGUUUUGUUUAAUCUGCUAUCUGGGAAAUGAGUUAAUAUAUACAGAGAGCGGAGUUGUAUAUGUGCUUAAAUGUGAUCUGGCAGUCAGUGUAUGUUAAUGAAACUCCUUGUGAAUAGCUUUGAAAGCAUGCAUUGUAUUUUGUUUUUCUGGUUGUGUUUUCAAGUUUAUAUAUCAAAGUGAGUAGUGCCUUGGAUGCAGAUGCUGAGGAAGGGGCAUAACUUAGAAUCUAAGUUAACAAGCUGAAUUAUUUCAGGCUGUUGGGAAUAUUUCCCAAGAAAAGACUAGAGAGAAGAUGUUUUGCAGGUAUGUGUACAGUAGAAUGUCCUUUUUGUUUUGCAAGUUCUUGGCUGCUAUCUGAAUAUCCACCAGAUUUGGUACUAGUUGUUAACAAAAAAAAAAAAAACUUUUCCUAAUGUUGACUGUACAUAAGUACGAUUUUAAGAAUUUGUAUACACUGUGCAUAUAUUAAAUGUCAUCUAUAAUGUAAAUAUUUUUUUUUAUUAUGCUGAACACUUUAUUCAGUAUCCUGGAAUUCUGUUAACUUUCAAAUGAUAAAAUGAUUUUCUGUCUGUUAA